This is a messenger RNA of Cyprinodon tularosa, 1518 nucleotides long. RefSeq names its product NSE4 homolog A, SMC5-SMC6 complex component (gene nsmce4a). The record is from RefSeq and is a predicted model, not a curated record. Gene Ontology annotation, biological process: DNA repair. Lineage: Eukaryota; Metazoa; Chordata; Actinopteri; Cyprinodontiformes; Cyprinodontidae. Bases 310 to 1362 code for a protein of 350 amino acids. Gene Ontology annotation, cellular component: Smc5-Smc6 complex; nucleus. The transcript has 11 exons.
AACUCGCUGAAUUUGUCUACCGCAUAAUGGCGAGUCUUCCAAUAUGAACAGGCAUCGUCGCCACGCUAUGACGUAAACACAAAGAACGUGUCCUUCGGAUGAUGCAACCGCUGAAUAUGAACACAGCCCGUGCUUUUAUUUAGACAAGUUCUAUAAAACCUUCAAAACAACUUCCUGUCUAUGAGCGCUGGAAAGUAGGAGGAAAGUUUUUGAAUUUUUAAAGUAGCUUUUUUGAGUUUUAUUUUAAAUUCCUUUUGUUGUUUUUAAUUGUUUUUAUAUUUCAUCCCGUACGCACCAAGAAGACGAGAGAUGAGAAAAGCCAGAGCGGGCGCUGAUGAAGAGUCACCCCGGCAGAAUGGGUCCUCCAGCCGGAGGAGGUCAGAGCAACAAGCGUUUGAAGGAGAGGACCCAGACUCGAUCCCAGGAGGUCUGCAGGACAAUGUCGACGACGACAACGAUCAGGGCCGAAGGAGAGAGAUAAGAAGCAAAUACAGGGACCUCAUCAACUCAGUCCAACAAAACAGGGAAGAUAUGCUGAGUCCCUCCAACAACAAGCUCACAGAAGUCUUAGAAGAGGCAAAUAAGCUUUUUAAAGAGGUGCGACAGGCGAGAGAAGCAGCUCUGGAUGCUCAGCUUCUUGUCGUGGCCACAGACUUGGGAAAAGAGAAAGCCAGCCAGCUGUUUUCUGAGGGCUGCGCGUUUGAUCCCACUGCUUUUGCUGAACACUUGCUGUCCUUCAUGGGUCUCAACCGUCUGGAGGAAGAGGAAGAGAACGAUGAGCUGCAGAAUGGAGGUGGUGUUGAUGGCUUCCUCCCCAAAGACGCCUGGCACAGGCUGGCCAGGAGGACAGAGUGCUGUUUCAAGACUGCACCUACGUUCCACUACAUGAUGGGAUCCUUUUACGCAGAGCCGCCUCCUCCGAAGCAAAAAAGCGAUCGGCAAAGGAAAGCCUCAAGCAAGGAAGUCAAGAGAAUCAUGCCCACUCAGCUUAAGAAAAUGGAAGAGUCUCAUCAAGAAGCAACAGAGAAAGAGGUGGAAAGAAUCCUGGGAUACCUGAAGGGCUAUUUCGAGGAUGACCCUUCACCGAUGUCAUACUAUGAAUUUGUCAUUGACCCCAACUCAUUUUCCCGGACGGUAGAAAACAUUUUCCACACAUCUUUUCUCAUCAGGGAUGGUUUGGCACGGCUGUAUCUGGAUGAUGACAAGUUACCUUGUAUAGAGCCAGUAGAAGAGGAAGCUGGAGCUACAUCCAACCGCAGACAGUGCAUUGUUCCUAUCAGCCCAAAUAUAUGGAGGGAGCUAAUAGAUGUUUUCGAAAUCAGAGAGGCAAUAAUUCAGCCUCCAGAGACACAGAAUGAGUGACGGCGCUUUUUUCUUUCUUAACGGUUUAGGUUUUAUGUGACCAACUUCUUUUUUCCUGAAAUAUUUUGUUGAUGUUUUUAUUAAUAAUAAAUAUCCAUUUAGGAUUUCACAAAUGUUCUUUAUGCCAAGUAAAAUGUUAUUGAAAAGUUUAUUUUU